Diachasma alloeum is the source of this 1469-nucleotide messenger RNA. It is a transcript of the gene Tsp26A, whose product is annotated as tetraspanin-5. The coding region runs from base 10 to 936 and encodes 308 amino acids. Gene Ontology annotation, biological process: protein localization to plasma membrane; protein maturation. The transcript has 10 exons. The record is from RefSeq and is a predicted model, not a curated record. Gene Ontology annotation, cellular component: membrane. NCBI's taxonomy places the organism in Eukaryota, Metazoa, Arthropoda, Insecta, Hymenoptera, Braconidae.
GUCAUAAUCAUGCCAGCUAGGAAGUACAGAAGGGAUACUAGUGAAGUGAGCUGUUGUCUCAAAUAUGUGAUCUUUGGAUUUAACGUUUUAUUCUGGUGGCUGGGUCUAGGUAUAAUGGCGGUCGGUGUGUGGGCGUGGAAGGAGAAGGACACAUUCAACAAUCUAUCGCGCCUAACAAAUAUCGCCCUGGAUCCAGCAUUUAUCCUCAUUCUAGUCGGUACGGUCACAUCCGUCAUUGGUUUCACUGGAUGCGUUGGGGCACUCAGGGAAAACACGUGUCUAUUAGCUGCUUACGCUGUAUUUUUGGGUGUACUACUGAUGCUGGAGCUGACACUGGGUGUGCUGGGAUUCAUUUUUAAAGACUGGAUUAAAGCCCAAGCAACUGGCGGCUUCCAAGCUUUUAUAAUUCAUUAUCGUGACGAUCCAGAUCAGCAGAAUCUCAUCGAUUGGAUUCAGGAGGACUGGCUGCAGUGCUGUGGGAUAGAGGGUCCAAAAGACUGGGAUAGAAACAACUAUUUCAACUGUUCAUCGAUUGAAAUUGGUUCUAGUGAAGCCUGUGGCGUGCCUUUCAGCUGUUGCAAGCGGGAGCCCAACGAAAUAACGAAAAACAAGCAGUGUGGAUACAACGUACGUAAACCUGGAAAUCCAGCAGAGAGGAGUAUAUUUGAAAGGGGUUGCCUGAGGGCGGGUGAGGAGUGGCUAGAAUUGAACCUAGUGCCAGUUGCUGGUACUAUAGUCAGCACAAUGGUCCUACAGAAUUCAGACGUGACGAUACAUGAGAAGGGUUGUAUUCAGGCUGGGGAGGAAUGGGUGGAGAGAAAUUUACUUGUGAUUGCAACCAGCGCUGUCGUCACGGCCUUCGCACAGAUCCUUGGAAUUUGUUUUGCCCAGAAUCUACGGGCUGACAUAUUUGCGCAAAAGGCAAAGUGGCACUGACAAUCACGUGCCCCCACGGCUGUUUAGCAUCUUGUGCUGAUGGAUGCUGAUCGAUCACGUUGAUUGAACGAAGUUCAUGAAGGGAAUUUGCCUAGUGCAGAGCAGCCUAGCGAGUUGCAAUUGUACAAAUACGGUUAUUAGGUGAAUACGAUUUUAAAUGGGAGAAUUUCGAGCCGGCUGGAAAGGGAGAUUGGGAGAUUGUGAUCGACAGGUGGAGAAUUGGUCGAGGAUUUUCACAGAGAACACGAGUUUUCAUUUUUAGGGAUGUAUCAACGAUUUUUAGGGAUAUACAUCUAUUUUUUCUGGAAUUCAGUGAUUUUGACACUAACGUUUAGUGACACACGAAAAAAAAUAUACUUGAAUUGAGUAUAUUUUACACCAGAAUGAAGCAUAUGCAUAAACCUGAUUCAAGAAUAAAAUAUACUUGAUUCAAGCAUAUUUUAUACUUGAAUGGGAGAUGGCUGUUUCAAUUCGGGAAUAAUUAUUUCGUAUUAACCCGGAUUGUACCAAGUACUCUCAAGUGUAAUAUAAGG